Molecule: messenger RNA, 778 nt
Organism: Schizophyllum commune H4-8
Lineage: Eukaryota; Fungi; Basidiomycota; Agaricomycetes; Agaricales; Schizophyllaceae
Exons: 1
Coding region: 500-685 (61 amino acids)
Source: RefSeq, a predicted model, not a curated record
CCCUGGCAGCAGUGGGAAGUGUACCUUCGGGAGUACCACCCCUCGUCAGGCCUUCCGCUCCCAUCGGUCCGUUGCGGGCUCACCUCCCCUCGCCUCGCUGGCCACUCGUCCUGGUCGCAACCCCCUUCCCUGACCGAUGCCGUCAUCCAUCGUGUCGUCCCUUCCCCCACUGGCUUGGAGCUCAUGCUCGCCGUGGUACGUCUGGUCUCAGCGCUGCUCCUUGCGCUUCCUCCGGCGUAGGGCAUCUCUCGACGCCCUCCCCAGUGCACCUUCUCCCACCUCGUCGAUCAAGGCUACCCCCCUCGAUCCUGACGUUGCACCGCACCCCCUCCCACUUCCGAUCGGUGUCGCCCUCCAUCGAUCACCGCCACCGGUCGCGUCUCUGGCCGACACGCCUCCCCCACUCUCCUAGUGACGCCGUCCCCUCGUCACUACCCUCCACCUCGUGUAGACGCUGACAGCGCUGCCUACCGGGCACCCUACUCGUGGGCGCCCCCUCAUGUAUGGCUCACGCAUGGGUCCACUGUGUAGUGGUGUUCAGUACGCUUGCCCUUCUCUCUCUACCGAGCUACGCCCUACCCUACUCCCUCUUCUAUCGUCGGUCACGACCCGCCAUCACUGUCGAUCCUCUCCCUCGUCCACCGUGACGCUCUUCACCCUUCUAGGACGUCACGCCUCCCUCUAGGUGGUGUGGCUGUCCGGGGACCAUGGCUGCCUAGACGUUAGCCUCGUCUCUGCUACCAUCUCCACUCGGCCACUUCCGGCUGGUCCCCUUACA